AACAAUGGACAUCUCAAAUUCAGGAAAGCUUCCCUAAAUUCCGCUGAAAUGCCUGAAUGCAAAACGGUGCUCGAUCGCUCCCAUUCGUUGCCGGAAGGCGGGUUGAAUGAGAAGUCCCUGGAUCACCAGUUUUCACCAUCUUCUUUAUUUACCCACGGUCACACGGACGUUUUUCAUCCUUCCCCAAGUUCUCCCACUAUAAUUCAAAAGCGACUUUCGCAACUAACUCCUCAUCUGCCAGAAGAAGCAAGCCAGCAUCCUCAUUCAGACAUUUCAGAACUCUGCGGCAACGAAUCCCUGCUUGUAUAUUUUUCUAAGGUCUGGGAAGAGGACCGUUUUCUGGUUUUUUUAUUUCUCGCCAAUAAAAGCCCUUCCGUUCUGAAAGACGUAAGUCUGGAAUUCCAGCACUCCGAACAUUUUAAGAUGGUGGAAAGUCUUAACUGCCAACUUGCUGUGAUAGAAAGUAAAAAUAUAGAAAACUUCCAGAUAUAUGUAGAGAUGGAGAAACCCUGUUCUUCAGGAAAAAUCUUUGGUUGCAUCAGUUAUCCAUUAGAAUCGAAUGUCCAUCUCAGAUUUUCUAUCUCUUUAGAGCUGCUGGAUUUUAUUAGACCAAUGAAGAUGAGCACGGAUGAAUAUGGAAAACUGUGGCUCUCCAUUUCAAAUGAAGUCAAACAAAAUCUAAUGGUGGCACCAUCUCAAGGUACCCUGUCCAUGAUGCUAGACAUCCUUCAGCAAAAAUUGAAGCUACAUAUUGUUGAUAUCAUAG
This is a messenger RNA of Protobothrops mucrosquamatus (brown spotted pit viper), 766 nucleotides long. Its product is annotated as AP-4 complex subunit epsilon-1-like. NCBI's taxonomy places the organism in Eukaryota, Metazoa, Chordata, Lepidosauria, Squamata, Viperidae. The record is from RefSeq and is a predicted model, not a curated record. The annotation marks the transcript as partial. The transcript has 3 exons.